AUGAUAAGAAGGAGCAUAUCUCAGUUAUUGAGAAGCACCAAUAACACACGAAUAAUACCAAAUUCAAGUCGACAUUUUAUACAGCAAUAUCAGCAACCACUACUCAAAAGAUUUUUAAAUUCUACAUCAUUUCUAAAUCAUGGUCACUUACACAAACCAAAACCAGGAGAAGAACUUCAUAUAACAUUUAUAACAAAAGAUGGACAACAAUUAACAUAUGAAGUAGCAGAAGGUGAUAAUAUAUUAGAUAUAGCUCAAGCUCAUAAUUUAGAUAUGGAAGGAGCUUGUGGAGGAUCAUGUGCAUGUUCAACUUGUCAUAUAAUAGUUGAUCCAGAAUUUUAUGAUGAAAUUCCAGAACCUGAUGAUGAUGAAAAUGAUAUGUUGGAUUUAGCUUUUGGAUUAACUGAAACUUCAAGAUUAGGAUGCCAAGUUAAAAUGACAAAAGAAUUAGAUGGAUUAAGAGUUGCAUUACCUGCCAUGACUAGAAAUUUACAAAAUAAAGAUUUUAACUAA
Lodderomyces jiufengensis is the source of this 513-nucleotide messenger RNA. It is a transcript of the gene YAH1, whose product is annotated as adrenodoxin. Gene Ontology annotation, cellular component: mitochondrion. The transcript has a single exon. The record is from RefSeq and is a predicted model, not a curated record. Lineage: Eukaryota; Fungi; Ascomycota; Pichiomycetes; Serinales; Debaryomycetaceae. Bases 1 to 513 code for a protein of 170 amino acids. Gene Ontology annotation, biological process: P450-containing electron transport chain; positive regulation of oxidoreductase activity. Gene Ontology annotation, molecular function: 2 iron, 2 sulfur cluster binding.